Messenger RNA from Notothenia coriiceps (black rockcod), 3268 nucleotides. RefSeq names its product tripartite motif-containing protein 3-like. The record is from RefSeq and is a predicted model, not a curated record. Gene Ontology annotation, molecular function: ubiquitin protein ligase activity; zinc ion binding; protein binding. The coding region runs from base 156 to 2471 and encodes 771 amino acids. The transcript is spliced from 13 exons. NCBI's taxonomy places the organism in Eukaryota, Metazoa, Chordata, Actinopteri, Perciformes, Nototheniidae. Gene Ontology annotation, biological process: protein polyubiquitination; proteasome-mediated ubiquitin-dependent protein catabolic process.
GACCCUGCCCUUUCCUUUCUGUCGCCCGGUCUGUGGAUUUUGUUGUAGGUUCUGGGACUGCUGACAAUGGGAAGCCUUCUCCACGGCCUGCAAUGCUGACACCCCUCACCCUCCUGCUGCGUAUCAUUGUUAAGUGGUCCCUGAUCACCCUUUGAAUGUCUGUAACCAUGGCCAAGCGUGAGACCGGCAGCACCAGCCCUGUGGUCCGGCAGAUAGACAAGCAGUUCCUGGUCUGCAGCAUCUGUUUGGACCAUUAUCACAACCCAAAGGUCCUGCCCUGCCUGCACACCUUCUGCGAGAAAUGUCUACAGAACUACAUCCCUCCCCAGUCUUUGACGCUGUCCUGUCCAGUGUGCAGACAGACCUCUAUCUUGCCAGAGAAAGGUGUGGCAGCCCUGCAGAACAACUUCUUCAUCACAAACCUAAUGGAAGUGUUACAACGAGACCCAGAGUGCAGCCGACCUGAGGCCUGUAAUGUCCUUGAGUCGGCCAGUGCAGCUACAGCCUGUCAGCCCCUCUCCUGCCCCAACCACGAGGGCAAGGUGAUGGAGUUUUACUGCGAGUCAUGUGAAACAGCCAUGUGUCUGGAGUGCACAGAAGGGGAACAUCGGGAACAUGUGACAGUACCUCUGAGGGAUGUGCUGGAACAGCAUAAGUCAGCGCUAAAGAAUCAGCUGGACGCUGUGCGCAACAGACUACCUCAGCUGACGGCUGCCAUUGACCUUGUAAGUGUGAUCUCCAAGCAGCUUACUGAGCGGAAAAAUGAGGCAGUGACUGAAAUCAGUAACACUUUUGACGAGCUGGAGAAGGCCUUACACCAACGCAAGACUGCCCUCAUUACAGAGGUGGAAAACAUCUGCAGCACCAAGCAGAAGGUGCUUCAAGCCCAGCUGACCUCUUUGCUUCAGGGCAAAGAGAACAUCCAGAGCAGCUGCAACUUCACAGAGCAGGCCCUGAGCCAUGGCAGCGCCACGGAGGUCCUGCUGGUCCAGAAGCAGAUGGGUGAGCGGGUCAGUGCCCUGGCGAGACACACCUUUCCUGAGCAUCCUCACGAGAAUGGACAUCUGGAGUGCCAGGUAGAGACGGAUGGACUGAAGCGCUCCAUUCAGAACCUGGGAGUCCUGAUCACCACGGGGACUGUAGGCCACACGAGUGUCGCCACCGGGGAAGGCCUGCGACAUGCACUGGUCGGCCAGCACACUUCUGUCACAGUCACCACUAAAGACAAGGAUGCAGAACUAGUGAAGACUGGUAAUGCCGCUCUGAGGGCAGAGAUCAUCUCUGCAGAUGGAGCGUGCACUGAAGCGGAGGUGACGGACAACAAGAACGGCACCUACGAGGUUGGAUACACCAUCCGCUCAGAGGGAGAGUUCACCUUCUCUUUGCUGCUGUACGAACAGCCUGUGAGGGGGAGUCCGUACCGUCUGCGUGCCGUCAAGCCGUCCGAUGUCCUGCAGUCACCAGACGAUGUGAAGAGAAGAGUGAAGUCCCCGAGCGGGGGAGGGGGUCAUGUUCGACAGAAGGCUGUGCGCAGACCCUCCAGCAUGUACAGCACCACCAAGAAAAAGGAAAACCCAAUAGAGGAUGAGCUGAUCUACAGAGUGGGAACAAGAGGGCGAGAUAAAGGAGAAUUUACCAACCUACAAGGCAUCUCUACCGCCAGCAAUGGACGGAUUGUGGUGGCAGACAGCAACAACCAGUGUAUACAGGUAUUCUCAAAUGAUGGCCAGUUCAAGAUGAGGUUUGGGGUCAGAGGUCGUUCACCGGGGCAGCUGCAGCGCCCCACAGGGGUCACAGUGGACGUGAACGGUGACAUAAUUGUGGCUGAUUACGACAACAGAUGGAUUAGCAUCUUCUCCUCAGAUGGAAAGUUCAAGAGCAAAAUCGGGGCUGGGAGAUUGAUGGGACCGAAGGGCGUGGCUGUGGAUAAGAACGGACAUAUCAUCACGGUUGAUAAUAAGGCCUGCUGUGUCUUCAUAUUUCAAUCAAAUGGGAAGCUGGUGACAAAGUUCGGAGCCAGAGGAACAUCAGACCGACACUUUGCAGAAAAAAGUGGUGCAAACAUUGCACUGGAACAAAAGCUUAGUAAAUCUGGCCCUGUUUUCAGUCCUCACUUUGUGGCUGUGAAUAACAAAAAUGAAAUUGUGGUAACAGACUUUCACAACCAUUCAGUCAAGGUUUACAAUGCAGAUGGGGAGUUCCUGUUUAAAUUUGGCUCCCAUGGGGAGGGGAAUGGACAGUUUAAUGCUCCAACGGGUGUGGCUGUGGAUGCCAAUGGAAAUAUCAUCGUGGCUGAUUGGGGCAACAGUCGGAUCCAGGUGUUUGACAGCUCAGGGUCCUUCCUGUCCUACAUCAACACGACAGCGGACCCUCUUUAUGGCCCCCAGGGCUUGUCCCUCACCUCUGAUGGUCAUGUGGCAGUGGCAGACUCUGGGAACCACUGCUUCAAGGUCUACCGCUACCUACAGUAGAAACCUGACACCGCCAUCUUCACCACAGCAAGCACUGACAACGACACAACCAAUGUAUUCCACAGGGUGCAAUGACCUUUCCAAUGCAGCCUUUUGAUGUGCACAUCAGCUGUUCUCCUGGAUAUAAUUAAGUGUCUGAGUUUACCCUCCUUUUGAUGUGUAUUGAAGGUUGUUUUUGGAUAAUGUAGCAUCCUUGGGACAAGUAAUGGACAUAAAGCUAUAAACAGAUUUAGAGAACUUUCAAAAGCUUUUUUUUGUCUUGUACGCUGUUGAUGGUAUUAUUACACGAUACUUUAUUUGAGACCGGGCAGGGUAGGAUAUAGAGUGAAGUAUUACAUGAGCCAUAACUUGUUCAAUUGCAUGACCUUUUAUUUUAUCUUAAUGCCUAGCCAACAACACAGUGUACACAUCGGUUGCUUUUCUCAUAAACUAGUUAAUGCUUACUGUAAAAUUAAAACGGCGCUACGCUUCUCCAGUAAGGAAAUAUAUAAAAUGUUUUAUUUACUGACUACUCACAUAAAGAUAUCUCCACCAUCCGUGCAUUGAUUUGCUGUAUGUAAUGUAUAUACAUAAAUGUAUAUUGUGUAUAUUAGAUCACUCCGUAUGUAUGUGCUAUGAUUUUGAAAUACGCAGCCUUUUGGUUAUACAGAGAACAGCAGUCAAGGAUUCUAAACGUGUUUAUGGCAGCUGUUAAAAAAGUGUGCUUUCCAAACAUACCCAGCACAUGCUUAAAUGAAGUGUCAUAUUUAUUGCUAAUGUAAGCAGCACAAUAUUUGUUUUUGUUAAUCUCUAUUGUU